Tachysurus vachellii is the source of this 2439-nucleotide messenger RNA. RefSeq names its product P2Y purinoceptor 2-like. The coding region runs from base 152 to 1132 and encodes 326 amino acids. Gene Ontology annotation, biological process: G protein-coupled receptor signaling pathway. Gene Ontology annotation, cellular component: plasma membrane. The record is from RefSeq and is a predicted model, not a curated record. NCBI's taxonomy places the organism in Eukaryota, Metazoa, Chordata, Actinopteri, Siluriformes, Bagridae. Gene Ontology annotation, molecular function: G protein-coupled UTP receptor activity; A1 adenosine receptor binding. The transcript has 2 exons.
AUUCACUAGAAACGCCUAUGCUGUUGAAAAAAAAGGCAGUCUGAGGCAUUGCUGAGUGAUAAGACCAUGCAGAACAGAGAGUAAGAGAGAGAUUGAGAAGAGACAGCGAGAAGAGAAACAACAAAGAGUAAUAUAUACCUUCAGAAUAAAGAUGGCCACUACAAAUAUAUCCAAUUUCAUGCAACAUCCAAAAAAAUGCAACUUCACUGAGGAUUUGAACUUGGUGCUUCCAGUCACCUACAGUGUGGUGCUGGUUGUUGGCCUGCUGCUCAACCUCACUGCCAUGUAUGCCAUCUUAUUCCGGAUCAAACACUGGAGUCCCAACACCAUCUAUAUGAUAAACCUGACUGUGUGUGACACCAUCUAUAUUCUCACACUACCGUUCCUGAUCUAUUAUCACUUAACAGAGAAACACUGGCCAUUUACUGAAGCGUUUUGCAAACUUAUACGCUUUCUCUUCUAUACCAAUCUGUAUGGUAGCAUCCUAUUCCUCACCUGCAUCAAUGUCCAUCGCUGCAUAGUUAUUUGCCUCCCUGUGCGAUCAAUGGGCUGGGUUAAUCCCCGCCGUGCCCGUUAUGUCUCGAUCAUUGUCUGGGCAGUUGUCCUCAUCUGCCAGGCACCAGUGCUCUACUUUUCCCAAUUAAAGGAUAACAAAGCCUGCACAGACACCACAACAAUUGAACUCUUUAAAUACUUCCUUCCCUAUAGCUCAGUUAUUUCAGUCAUUUUCUUUCUAAUACCCUUUGUUUUAGUGAUAGUCUGCAACAGCCUGAUGAUUCAUAAACUCAUACAACCUAGCACAGUAGGAGGUGCAAUAUCUCAGCGCUCCAGACAAAAGUCUGUAAAGAUGAUUGUCAUCGUAAUGCUGGUCUUCAUAGUCUGCUUUGUGCCUUUCCACUUCACACGGAGUCUUAACUACAUUUUCCGCCACUUAGAAGUUAACUGCAAACUCCGGGAUGGAUCAAGGAUUGCCUACAAGAUCUCAAGGCCCCUGGCAAGUAUAAACAGCUUCAUUGACCCUAUCCUGUACUUCAUGGCUGGCCAGGGAUUCCGACGCACUCUACCUAAGAAGAUAAAGCAAGUUCAGAGAGCUGAGGAAUAUAAGGUUGUCUCAAACUCACAAUCAGACUAAACAAUUAGAAUAUGAAUAUGAAGGACAUGUUUAGAUUUUUAGGUUUUCUGUGAAUAGAUGUUUAUUUAAAAAAACUUAUAAAGAGUCUACAGUGUCAGGGCCUUGUACUCUCAGGACUGUUGUACUAUUGUACUAUCAGAUGUUCUCUUGAUUUGGUCAAACACAAAAAUCCUUCAGGAGAGAGAACGAGAAAAAAGACUGGCAAGCGGAAAAAAACAGGCUGAUGAGGAAACGAUUGUUUAUAGUUGUAAAGUUAGCAAUAACACAACCUAACAUUUUUUGAGAAUGCUUCACAGCUGUGGUAUUUGAGGAAUUGCAAACUUAGGGACAUGCUGUUAUGGAAAAAGAAUCAACUUUGGGCCGGUAACACUAACAGCGCUUCAUAUCAGGACACAUCAUGCAUCCUCAGCUUUGAUUAUUUUCCCAAACCAGCCAAAUCCCAGUGUUUUGCUCCUCAUUUACAAUACUGUUCAAAAGUUUGGGAUCAAUUGGAAAUGUCCUUGUUUUCCAAAGAAAAAUCCAUUUUAAUGCUUUUCAAAAACAUUAAAAUUAAUAAGAUGAUAUUAAAGAAAGAUUGUCUCUAAAAGAUUGUGGCACAGAGGCCAAUUAAUAGAAUAGCAACCAUCAGUUCUUUGUUUCAAUCUCAUGUUGUGUUUGCUAAUACAAGUUAAUUUUUGAUUGAUAACUGGUUAAAUAACUGAUUAUUAGAAAACCCUUUUGCAAUUCUGCUAGCACAGCUGACAACUGGUGUACUGAUUAAGGGAGCAAUACAAGUGGACUUCUUUAGGUUACUUUAGAAUCUGGAUCAUCAGGAGUUUCGGGGCUUCUGGGUUUUUUGCAGGCUCAAAUGGCCAUAAAGAAAGACCUUUAUUUCUUUUCAUGGUAAAAACUUCAUCUUAACAUGCGGUCAACUUCUCCCUUCAUAGAACAGUGCAAACUGGUUUUACCCAGACCAGAAAAAGGAGUGGGAGGCCUUUUAGAAAACAGACAUUUCAAAGUGAUUCCAAACUGAUAACUGUAAACUGUACAUAAUAAAACAUAUACUUACAUAUAAGCACAUGCUUACCAGAUGUCAUGUCAUGUUUAUAACACAUUAUACUGUAUACUGCAUUUUGGUGUUAUUUUUGCAUAAAGAGUCUUUCAAAUGUUAAAACCACCAUAUUAGCUAAAACAAACAAUAUACAACUUUGCUUAAUUCCUUUUAAUUCAGUUAUAAGUAAUUGUAUUUUUAAAUAGAAUUUAUAUUAUACAGCUAUAUUUGUUUACAUCAGCAAACCUCUGUUGAACGGAAUAUUUUUUUAAUAUAU